AUGAAGACGAAACCCAAUUUGACUUUUUCUAAACUAGAUAAGGAAACGGGUGAUAAAAUAGACCGUAUGUUCGAUAAGGUGGAUUGUAUGGUGGAAAUUAAUCCCGGACGCGUUAUACUGCCGGCUGACUAUAUGACGAUAGGUCAAGAUAUACUGGACAUGGAGGUGUUGGAAGAUGAUGUUUGGAUGUGCUCAUAUCCUCGAACUGGUUCAACUUGGGCUCAAGAAAUGGUUUGGCUCAUUGGCCACGACUUAGAUUACGAAGGUGCAAAGUCGCUGCAACAGAUACGCUGCCCUCUAGUAGAGCUCUCGUGUAUAAUGGUGGACGGGCACGCAGAAUGGCAUGACGAGUCUGUGAAGGGAACUUCCGUGGACCUCGUCAAGUACCGCUUAGCCCAUCCCCGCUACAUCCGCAGCCACCUUCCCUGGGACCUGCUGCCUACCGAUAUAUUGAACGAAGAUGGAUCCGUUAAACCUAAGGUGAUAUACACAUCUCGUAACCCGAAGGACAUGGUAGUGUCCUACUAUCAUUACUGCUCAUUGGUGCACGGGCUCAAGGGCACGUUCGAGGACUUCUGUGACCUCUUCAUCAGGGACCGUGCGCCUUUUGGUCCCGUUUGGAAUCAUAUUCAUGGUUUCUGGAAAAGGCGCGACGAUCCUCAUGUUCUAUUCAUCAAGUUUGAAGAGAUGAAGCGGGAUUUGCCAAACGUCGUCAGGAAAACUGCCCAAUUCCUCGGCAAAAAUCUCAGUGAUGAGGAAAUUUUCAAACUUUGCGACCAUUUAUCUUUCCAAAACAUGAAGACAAAUCGCGCUGUGAAUUUGGAGGCCAUUUUGGAGAAGUCUUUUGGAAAAUCUUUCUUGGAACAGACUCCUUUGAGGUUUAUAAGAAAAGGAGAAAUAGGAGAUUGGAAGAAUUAUAUGUCGGAUGAUUUGUCCCGACGUUUUGACGAUUGGGCUGAGCAGAAUAUGAAAGGAACCGAACUAAGUUUUGAGUAAAUGUUGUUUUUUUCAUAUAAUUUUAAUAUUAAUGGAAAUUAUUUUUAUGGUAGCUUUAAUGAAAAGUUUUAAAUUAAUUCUCAAAUAACAAUUAAUAAAAUGUAUUGAGGUGAAUUUUUAUGUAAAAUAAUGGAGGUUUAGGUAUGGAUUGGUACCAUUUUACACAAUCUUUUAAAAUUAUGUUUUUGUUUAUUUUUCAUUGUUUAUUAAAUAGAUGCUAUAUAGAAUAGUACGACAUCUAAUGUGUUAUCAAGUGACAAAAAGUGGUGAAUCAGAGGAAAUAAAAUUUAGGAAAUGAG
This is a messenger RNA of Pararge aegeria (speckled wood butterfly), 1295 nucleotides long. It is a transcript of the gene St2, whose product is annotated as luciferin sulfotransferase. The record is from RefSeq and is a predicted model, not a curated record. The coding region runs from base 1 to 996 and encodes 331 amino acids. Gene Ontology annotation, biological process: sulfation. Gene Ontology annotation, molecular function: sulfotransferase activity. NCBI's taxonomy places the organism in Eukaryota, Metazoa, Arthropoda, Insecta, Lepidoptera, Nymphalidae. The transcript is spliced from 5 exons. Gene Ontology annotation, cellular component: cytoplasm.